Messenger RNA from Dufourea novaeangliae, 2405 nucleotides. It is a transcript of the gene Ald1, whose product is annotated as fructose-bisphosphate aldolase-like. Gene Ontology annotation, molecular function: fructose-bisphosphate aldolase activity. Lineage: Eukaryota; Metazoa; Arthropoda; Insecta; Hymenoptera; Halictidae. Gene Ontology annotation, cellular component: cytosol. Bases 240 to 1337 code for a protein of 365 amino acids. The transcript has 5 exons. Gene Ontology annotation, biological process: glycolytic process; fructose 1,6-bisphosphate metabolic process. The record is from RefSeq and is a predicted model, not a curated record.
GUUUAUAAGACAUACAACUUGGUUAUUCGCCGUAAUGUGUAAAUUUGCAAUUGGUUUCACGACCGAUAUUUAGCGGAAUUUAGCAACACCAAACGAAUCUGUUUACUCACGUUAUUAUUCUUAUUAUCGACGUUAUAUUUAUAUUAUUCAUUGUACAUACGUGUGUCGUAAACGUGGUCGCAAGGUCCGAAGUUUGUUUACGGUCACAGGGAUGCACUGGAUCGUUCUUGGGAAAGAAAAUGCCUGCAGAAAAGUACGAUAAGCUUGAGCCUGAGCUAAAGGAAGAACUGAGGACCAUCGCUCAGCAGAUUGUGGCGCCUGGAAAGGGAAUCCUUGCUGCAGACGAGUCGACGACAACGAUCGGCAAACGUCUUAAGGAUAUCAACGUUGAAAAUAACGAAGAAAAUCGUAAAGCGUACAGACAACUCCUCUUCACCACAGCAAAGGAUGUCAUCAGUCAACAUAUCUCCGGCGUUAUCCUGUUCCACGAGACUCUGUACCAGAAGGCUGACAACGGUACACCAUUCGUUGAUCUUCUGAAGGAACGCAACAUUCUGCCGGGCAUCAAAGUCGACAAGGGUGUUGUGCCCCUCUUCGGUACCAACGAUGAGUGCACAACUCAAGGUCUCGAUGACCUUCAGGCUCGUUGCAUCCAGUACAAGAAGGACGGCUGCCACUUCGCCAAGUGGAGAUGCGUGUUGAAGAUCAAGAAAGACACGCCAAGCAAGCUGGCCAUUCUGGAGAACGCCAACGUUCUGGCUCGUUACGCUUCCAUCUGUCAGAGCGCCAGAAUUGUACCUAUUGUCGAGCCUGAAAUCCUGCCUGACGGUGAUCACGAUCUUGCCAGAUGCCAACAAGUCACGGAGGAAGUUCUCUCCGCUGUCUACAAGGCACUUGCUGACCAUCAUGUCUAUCUUGAGGGAACCCUCCUGAAGCCGAACAUGGUAACACCUGGUCAAAGUUGUCCAACUAAAGCAACUCCUCAGGAGAUUGCUGGUGCUACAGUGACCGCUCUAUUGCGUACUGUACCACCUGCAGUCCCUGGUAUCACUUUCCUCAGUGGUGGACAGUCCGAAGAGGAGGCGUCUGUGAACUUAGACGCUAUCAACAAGUAUCCACUCCCAAAACCUUGGGCUUUGACCUUCAGCUAUGGUCGUGCACUUCAGGCCUCCGUUCUCCGCGCAUGGGCAGGUAAAAAGGAACAGGUUGUCGCUGGCCAGGACGAACUUAUCAAGAGAGCCAAGGCCAACAGCGAAUCGGCACUAGGAAAAUAUGGCGGUGGUGUGACAGGAGCAGCUGGUAACACUGCGCUUUUCGUCGCAAACCACGCGUACUAAAAAUAAUCCGUAGAACAUCAAUAAGGAUUUGUAUUAGACUUUAGAUCGUUUGCCGAACAAUUAUCAACAUCGAUUCCUACUAUCGGCGUGAAACAUUACCACUUACACCAAGAAGAUUGAGAACGAGCAAAGAUAAUUUAAUAUUACUUGAAAAACAAAACAUAAAAUCUUCGAGUCCUUUUUAUGUUUCACGUGGUACAUAAAUACAUGGAAUGGAAUCAAUCGAAUUUUAACUUGCUGCAUUAAUUCGAAUUUUUUAAUGAUUUCAAAUAAUAUGAAUUUUAACGUCUCCCAAGAUUAAAUGUACAGAGUUUUGGCACGAUAUAAAGUCGUAUACUCAGGAUCAUGGUACAUCGAUAGACGGCGUUGUUGACCUAAUUAAUCCUCGUCGCUGUUUAGGGUUUAAAGAUGGAGUUGGGUUAUGAACGAUUUUCUUUCUGCUUCAACACUUUCUGUUGUGUCCUUAUAUGCUACUCCUCAACUUGUUUUUCCCUUCAUCCUCGGUGCUAAAUUUUUUUUCCCUAGAAUUAUGGAACGCGGCAUAGAAUGCGUAACUUAUAUGUUUCAUCAUAGCGUCGUUUGUUCCAAGCUUGUUCUAAGAUGAAAGAAAGACAUCACGCGACGAAUCUCAGAAAAUCUACGUAAUUUCUGGAAGAAUGGUGGUCAGCACGCUGUGUACUCGAGCUUAUCGGGCGAAAUUGAUCGAACAUUUUAUUUUGAUCGUGAGCAAUUUUCACGACAUUCGAACUACGCACGCGUUAUUAUAUUCUGUAACACCAUGAUAAAAUGCAGAUAUAUAUUAUAUAUAUGGUCAAUGUCGUUAUGGUAUUCUACGUGUAUAAAAAAAAAUAAGAAAAAUGAAAAAACAAAGUAAAACCAUAUUACAUGUUGUUUGUUAGUGAAUGAGUCGAAUAUUAUAAAGUGGUAAUAUUAUGUCAUCUACUUACACAAUAUGUGUAUCUUACAUAGAUAUUUAAGUAACGUAUUGAAAAGUAUCUCGUACAUCGAUGUUAUAUCUAAUAUUUUCAAUGCAAUCUAGGUCCCAAAUACACUGUGGAGGGUAUUCAA